CGGACGGUCCGCCUCCUAUUCGGAACGGCUCCGGCGGCCAAAGCGGCGAGGGCCGGAGGCAGCGGGCGGGAUGACCGCGACGCCCGGAGGAGGGGUACGGACGCUGCGGGUGCCCGGCCGCCACGGCUACGCUGCCGAGUUCUCCCCAUACCUGCCGGGCCGACUAGCCUGCGCCGCCUCGCAGCACUACGGCAUCGCGGGCAGUGGAACUCUGCUAAUAUUGGAUCAAAAUGAAUCUGGGCUUAGGCUUUUUAGAAGCUUUGACUGGAACGAUGGUUUGUUUGAUGUGACCUGGAGUGAGAACAAUGAGCAUGUGCUGGUCACCUGUAGUGGCGAUGGCUCCUUACAGCUCUGGGAUACCGCCAGGGCCACAGGGCCACUGCAGGUCUUCAAGGAGCACACUCAGGAGGUGUACAGUGUUGACUGGAGCCAAACCAGAGGUGAACAGCUUGUGGUGUCUGGCUCAUGGGAUCAAACUGUCAGACUGUGGGAUCCAACUGUUGGAAAGUCUCUGUGCACUUUUAGAGGCCAUGAAAGUGUCAUUUAUAGCACGAUCUGGUCUCCCCACAUUCCUGGCUGCUUUGCUUCAUCCUCAGGCGAUCAGACUUUGAGAAUCUGGGACGUGAAGACAACAGGAGUCAGAAUUGUGGUUCCCGCACAUCAGGCGGAAAUUUUGAGCUGUGACUGGUGUAAAUACAAUGAGAAUUUGGUGGUGACAGGGGCGGUUGAUUGUAGUUUGAGAGGCUGGGACUUGAGGAAUGUACGACAACCUGUGUUUGAACUUCUCGGUCACACUUAUGCUAUUAGGAGAGUGAAAUUUUCACCAUUUCAUGCUUCUGUGCUGGCCUCUUGUUCCUAUGAUUUUACUGUAAGAUUCUGGAACUUUUCAAAGCCUGACCCUCUUCUUGAAACAGUGGAACAUCAUACAGAAUUUACUUGUGGUUUAGAUUUAAGUCUUCAGAGUCCUACUCAGGUGGCUGACUGUGCUUGGGAUGAAACAAUAAAGAUAUAUGAUCCUGUUUGUCUUACCAUGCUGGCUUGAGACAAACUUCUCCAUUCAGAAACACAGGAGACUGACUGAAGAACUGCUCAGCAGGAAAUAAAUUAUUGAUACUAUAGAUUUCAUGUUUUUAUAUACUAUUCAUAUUUCAAAGUUUAAAAAUUCAUUUUGGAAUCAAUUUUGAGGCAGCUGAUAAAGACUUUGGCUCACUAUUUAAAGCCUGGUACAUAAGCCAUAUUUCUUAAAAUCUUAAUAAUAAUUGAAGUUAUGGUGUAUGGUGUAUCUUGUAGUAUCUAUUAAAAUAGAACCUAUUAUAAAAUGGAUUAAAAUAUG
Messenger RNA from Budorcas taxicolor (takin), 1333 nucleotides. RefSeq names its product peroxisomal biogenesis factor 7 (gene PEX7). Gene Ontology annotation, cellular component: peroxisomal matrix; cytosol. The transcript has 10 exons. The record is from RefSeq and is a predicted model, not a curated record. Gene Ontology annotation, biological process: protein import into peroxisome matrix. Lineage: Eukaryota; Metazoa; Chordata; Mammalia; Artiodactyla; Bovidae. Bases 71 to 1042 code for a protein of 323 amino acids. Gene Ontology annotation, molecular function: protein binding.